Molecule: messenger RNA, 1605 nt
Organism: Pleurotus ostreatus (oyster mushroom)
Lineage: Eukaryota; Fungi; Basidiomycota; Agaricomycetes; Agaricales; Pleurotaceae
Exons: 6
Coding region: 1-1605 (534 amino acids)
Biological process (GO): fatty acid metabolic process
Molecular function (GO): medium-chain fatty acid-CoA ligase activity
Source: RefSeq, a predicted model, not a curated record
AUGUCUUCCUCACAUCUUACCGUCCUCGAGACGAGUGCCUCCGUAUAUCCUUCGGCCUCAGCUUUCAAACUCCCUCAACUCGAUGAGAGUAACAACAUUGCAGGAUGGCAGUCGAUCACGUACUCACAAUUUCAACACGACGUCGAGCGCUUUGCUCGAUCUUGGUCACAUAAAUUGAGAAGUAGCGGUGUGCCUCGGCGAUCGAUCGUUGGUCUUUGGCUUGGUGGGAUGACCUACACCGAUGUGCUGCACAUAUAUGGUCUUUCUCGAGCAGGCUACAUCCCUCAAAUGUUCAGUCUGAGACUACCAAACCCUGUGGUUGUCUGUGAACUGUUGGGGAAAGCUGGCGCGAAGGCGCUCAUCUACGACGCAACCUUCGCAUCCACGUUGUUUGAAGCACCCGUCCCGAUACAUGUUGCAAUGGAAUACGACGAAGCCGAUCCCCUACGUGAACCGUUACCCGAACGUCUUGAUAACCGGCCCGAAGAUCUUGCGUUCAUAUUCCACACCAGUGGUUCGACAUCAGGAAGCCCCAAGCUCGUUCCUUGCAGCUUUAGGUGGCUAGAAUCGGCGGUGAAGAAGUCCUAUCAAGUUAGCAAGCCGAUCAAUGCUUCCAAGCAAGAUGUCACUGUAUGGAUGGGAAGUAUGUGCCAUAUUGGCCAGACAUUCAUGCUUCUUGGCACCCUUCAGCAUGGUUCUUGUGUCAUUCAGCCUACUGCAAUCAACUUCUCUUCCGAAGAGCUACAUGUUAUGAUCCAGGACUGUGGCCUUAACCGACUUAACCAGUUCGCCACUUUCCUCGCCAAUCACCUCCGGAAAUCACGACAGGACCCCAAACUUCUAUCGAAGCUUGUCGACCUUGAUGAAAUCCUGUACAGUGGUCUCCCCUUAGCUCGUGAGGAGGAGGAAUGGGCCUACAAUCAUGGCAUGAAGAUACGGAAUCUAUUCGGUAGCACUGAAUGCGGUGCAAUGCUCCUCUCUAUCGGUGGACGUGACCGCACAGCUCCUUUCUUGCGUCCGCUCGAGGGUGUUCACUACGGUUUCGAGCCUAUUGCACCCGUCUCCCCUUCAGAAGCAGAGCAUCAGUCGACAGGUCGCAUGUACGAAUUGGUCAUUUACUCUGAUUCGGGUGAUUGCCCAGAUGCCUCUUUACGACACUCCGAAGACGGUCACUUCCAUACAGGCGAUCUGUUCCAGGAACCCAUACCCGGUGCCUAUGUCUUCCGCGGACGUGACGACGACUGGAUAAAAUCCGAAAACAGCCUUCGCUGUGAUACCAAAGCAAUCGAGGAUAAUGUUCGCGCAAUGUGCGGUUCAUUAAUCGACGAUUGCAUUGUUGUCGGCACUGGGCGCCCGUCGCCUGUCUUGUUCGUGGAGCCUGCAAGUGACAUUGAUCACGAAAAGCUCAAAAAAGAGAUCAUUCGCAAGACUCGGCAGUUCCACGCCAGGCGAUAUCUCCACGAGCGUAUCACAUCAACGAAGAUGAUAGUCGUCGUACCGCGGAAAGCACUCCCAAGGACAGCUACCAAGGGCAACAUUCGCCGUAAGGCAGUCGAAGAAGCUUACCAGUCACAAAUUGAUAGCAUUUUCGGUGUUUCACGUUAA